Molecule: messenger RNA, 408 nt
Organism: Penicillium robsamsonii
Lineage: Eukaryota; Fungi; Ascomycota; Eurotiomycetes; Eurotiales; Aspergillaceae
Product: NAD(P)/FAD-dependent oxidoreductase
Exons: 2
Coding region: 1-408 (135 amino acids)
Molecular function (GO): sarcosine oxidase activity; flavin adenine dinucleotide binding; proline dehydrogenase activity
Source: RefSeq, a predicted model, not a curated record
AUGGACAAAGAACAACGAAUCGUCAUUAUUGGAGCUGGGGCCUUCGGUCUCGGUACUGCACUGAGACUAAAGGAAAAAGGCUACAAGUCAGUCACCAUCCUGGACCGUUCGGUGCCUCUGGUUCCGGACGGAUCGAGAAACGACAUCUCUCCCAUUAUUCGAUUCGAUUACGGAGACCCGAGAUUACCAAGAAGCGUUCCACCAAAUGCCCUGCUUAUGGAUGGCACCCCAGACCAGCCCGUGCAGCCUCGAGCACAGGAAUACAGCCGCAAGACAAAGCGUGUCUUGACAGAGAUGGAUCAAGAAUGGGUUCCUGUCGGGAGCGUGGAAGAGGCGAAGCAAUAUUUCCCUAAAUUGACUGUCCGAGCCGCUUUUCAAAUUCUUGGACCUGGCCAUUCGGACCUAUGA